AUGGAUACUCAACAAGUAGCUACAGCACCCAUCCUAUUGGGAAACAAUGAGGCGUCUGUGUUCAAUCAGCCUCUACAGCAGCAGCAACAACCAUCUGAAAAGUCCAAUCUUCGUCAUCAACUCGACGAUCUCUUGUUUGGAUCGGUUGCUGGUAUGAUUGGUAAAUUUGUUGAGUAUCCCUUUGAUACCAUCAAAGUAAGACUUCAAACGCAACCUCUGGAUCAUCCUUAUUUCUCGGGUCCUUGGGAUUGCUUCAAAACCACCAUGAAGCAAGAGGGACUCAAGGGCUUAUUCACUGGUAUGUCAUCUCCGUUGGUGGGAUCGAUGGUGGAGAAUGCAGCUUUAUUUGUUGGGUACAGACAAGUGCAGAGAGUCAUUAGAGAUCACUAUGCUACUGAUGAAGAGCGUGAAAAGUACCAAGGACUGCCUGAAGAUGAAUUGCCUCCGUUAUCCAUGAAUCAAUUGUUGGUGGCAGGCGGAGCCUCAGGAGCCAUUGCAUCCUUCAUUCUAACACCGGUUGAGCUGAUCAAAUGCAAACUGCAGGUGCAAUUAGGCAGCCACGCUGUUACUCAUGGCGUGCACUUCAAUGGCCCCUUUCAUGUCAUUCGUCAUGUCAUGCAGACACAUGGAUUGAGUGGAUUUUACCGAGGAUUUGUCGCUACUCUGUUGCGUGAGACUGGAGGUGCUGUAUUCUGGUUCGGAUCUUACGAGUAUACCUGUGCCCAAUUCAUCAAAUAUAGAGAGCUCAAGACAGGGGAAACAGUGCUCAAAAAGGAUCUAUCUCCAUACGAAUUGAUGUUGGGCGGUGCUUUAGGUGGUAUGGCUUAUAAUGCCUCCUUGUUCCCUGUAGAUGUGAUAAAAUCUCAAAUGCAAACUGAUGAACAGCUCAUCGCAUCCGGUGCUGGACAACGUUCGUUCUAUCAGACAGCCAAAUCUCUUUAUCAAGAAGGUGGUUACAAGGCAUUUUACCGAGGAUGUGGUAUUACUGUUGCCCGUAGUGCGCCAACCUCAGCGAUUAUCUUUUUGACGUACGAGCUACUUUCUCGCCAUUUUGGUUAA
Mucor velutinosus is the source of this 1059-nucleotide messenger RNA. RefSeq lists its product as uncharacterized. Bases 1 to 1059 code for a protein of 352 amino acids. The transcript has 3 exons. Gene Ontology annotation, cellular component: mitochondrion. Gene Ontology annotation, biological process: mitochondrial L-ornithine transmembrane transport. The record is from RefSeq and is a predicted model, not a curated record. NCBI's taxonomy places the organism in Eukaryota, Fungi, Mucoromycota, Mucoromycetes, Mucorales, Mucoraceae. Gene Ontology annotation, molecular function: L-ornithine transmembrane transporter activity.